Populus trichocarpa (black cottonwood) is the source of this 1286-nucleotide messenger RNA. Its product is annotated as caffeic acid 3-O-methyltransferase. Gene Ontology annotation, biological process: methylation. The coding region runs from base 2 to 1144 and encodes 380 amino acids. Gene Ontology annotation, molecular function: O-methyltransferase activity; S-adenosylmethionine-dependent methyltransferase activity; protein dimerization activity. The record is from RefSeq and is a predicted model, not a curated record. The transcript has 4 exons. Lineage: Eukaryota; Viridiplantae; Streptophyta; Magnoliopsida; Malpighiales; Salicaceae.
AAUGGUGGGAGUCCAAUAUGCGUCCAGUUUCUAUCUAAAAAUCAACCAACCUCCUCCAAGAACGAACAUGGGAUCUUUUAUAGAAAGUCACAUUGGCCAAGUUGAUGAAGCAAAAGAUGAAAACUUUGGAUAUGCCAUGCAACUAGCGUUGAGCUCAGUGCUACCCAUGACUAUGUAUUCUGCAAUUCAGCUUGGCAUUUUUGAGAUAAUAGCCAAAGCAGGUCCAGAUGCCAAACUCUCUGCUUCAGAUGUUGCUGCCCAGUUGCCCACAAAGAACCCAGAUGCACCCAUGAUGCUGGACCGUAUACUAAGGCUCUUGGCUAGCCACGAUGUGCUUGGUUGCUCUGUGGAUGGCUCGGAGAGGCUCUACAGUCUGGCUCCUGUGUCCAAGCACUACGUGCGUAACAAAGAUGGUGUUUCUUUGGGCCCCUUCAUGGCCUUGAUUCAAGACAACGUUUUCUUGCAGAGUUGGUCUCAACUAAAAGACGCAGUUCUUGAAGGAGGAGUUGCAUUUGACAGGGUCCAUGGAGCUCACGCCUUUGAGUACCCUGGCUUGGACCCUAGGUUCAACCAGGUUUUCAACACAGCAAUGUACAACCAAACUACUGUAGUCCUAGAAAAUAUGCUUGAGGCAUACACUGGUUUUAAGAACCUGAAACAGCUGGUUGAAAUUGGAGGCGGCAUGGGACACACUAUAAAGGCAAUAAUCUCUAAGUAUCCCCAAAUUAAGGGUAUCAAUUUCGACUUGCCACAUGUUAUAGAGCAUGCUCCAUCCUGUCCUGGUGUGGAACACGUGGGAGGAGAUAUGUUUGAAAGUGUUCCAAAAGGAGAUGCUAUUUUUUUGAAGUGGAUACUUCAUGACUGGAGUGAUGAUCACUGCUUGAAGUUGUUGAAGAACUGCUACAAAGCUAUUCCAGAUAAUGGGAAGGUGAUCGUUAUGGAAUCAGUUCUUUCAAUCACCGCCAAGACAAGCCCUGCUGCGAGAGCGAUCUCUCAACUUGAUGUGCUGAUGAUGACUCAAAACCCAGGAGGGAAAGAACGGACCGAACAUGAAUUCAUGGCCCUGGCCACUGGAGCUGGAUUCCGUGGAAUCAAAUACGAAGCCUUUGUUUGUAAUUUUUGGGUGAUGGAGUUCUUCAAGUAGAUUAUUGCUUAUAAAUUGCAUUUGUGGAAAUUGAAGGAUGUAUCCUCACUUUCUAGCUAUCAGGCUUGAAGCUUUCUUUGCCGCCCGUGUGGAUCGAAAUAUAUGAACCAAAUAAAUAGCUGCUGUUCAUCAGCCUUUAGCA